AUGUCUGACGCCUCUGACCUGCCCGUCAAUCUCGCCCUGCCCAAGACAAGUGCCACCCUCACCGUGCGCAUCAUCAAGUCUUUCGAGUUCCGCACAGAAAAGAGUCUCGUCCUCCACAACAUCAACCUCGAGUCUACCACUGUCGGUCAGCUCAAAGACAUGGCGCGUCAAGCUGCGCAGACCCAGGCCGGAUGGAAGCCAUACCGUAAUCUCGUCCUCGACACUUUGAAGCUCUACACAAAGGCCCACGGUGCCAAGACUACGAACCUCAUCAUCAAUCUCGAUCACGAUGACUGGAUAUUGAGUGACGACUCGAGGACACUCGCCGAUUGUGGCUUCGAGAACGAGACGGAGGUUAGCUUCUUCAACCGCGAGAUGUUCGAGAAGUUCAAGGCGAAUCCCGAGACGAAGUGGGAGAGUUGA
This is a messenger RNA of Rhodofomes roseus, 423 nucleotides long. RefSeq lists its product as uncharacterized. The record is from RefSeq and is a predicted model, not a curated record. Bases 1 to 423 code for a protein of 140 amino acids. The transcript has 6 exons. Lineage: Eukaryota; Fungi; Basidiomycota; Agaricomycetes; Polyporales; Fomitopsidaceae.